AUGACUGCUACCAUCGCUGCGACUGUGCUUCCCACAGGCUCACCGGCGAAAGCCGAGCCACUUGGCGCUGCUGUUACUCCCUUGGACCCCAUCGACCUGCUGUACACGCACUUUGAUGCGCUCGACCUCGACAAGGCCCUGCCCAUGCUCGACGAACAGGCUGUCCUCAUCUUUGGCAACAACCCACCUGCUCGCGGCCACGAUGCCAUCCGUGCCGCUCUGGAAGGGUUCUGGACCGUCAUUCGUUCCAUGCAGCACGAGACAGUCAACCGCUACGAGCGCGGUGAGGACACGGUCGUCCUCGAGGCCCUGGUGCACUAUACCACCAAGGCAGGAAACGCCUUCUCGUUCCCUGCCGUCACGAUCGUUGAGCGGGCGGUCCGCACCGGCCUGGUCACGGCCUUGAGGAUCUACAUUGACCUGGGGCCCAUGCUGGCGUCCAUCGAAGAGCCAGUGUUGAAGUUCCUCCACUACGCUUACGGCGGCGACGACGUUGACGAAGAUGGCACCUUGCUCGAGACCAUUGACGAGAGGCCGAAUGAAGAGUACACUGCUGCCCCCGUUGGUGAUGCCAGCACCCGUGCCAUGAUAGUCCGUGAUCCGUGA
Molecule: messenger RNA, 606 nt
Organism: Apiotrichum porosum
Lineage: Eukaryota; Fungi; Basidiomycota; Tremellomycetes; Trichosporonales; Trichosporonaceae
Exons: 2
Coding region: 1-606 (201 amino acids)
Source: RefSeq, a predicted model, not a curated record